This is a messenger RNA of Protopterus annectens (West African lungfish), 11217 nucleotides long. It is a transcript of the gene MAPK3, whose product is annotated as mitogen-activated protein kinase 3. The coding region runs from base 140 to 1282 and encodes 380 amino acids. The record is from RefSeq and is a predicted model, not a curated record. Gene Ontology annotation, molecular function: ATP binding; MAP kinase activity. Gene Ontology annotation, cellular component: nucleus; cytoplasm. The transcript has 9 exons. Lineage: Eukaryota; Metazoa; Chordata; Ceratodontiformes; Protopteridae. Gene Ontology annotation, biological process: intracellular signal transduction; protein phosphorylation.
UCCCUCCUUCUUGCGGCAGUUCCUUUCCUGACAUCGUACUGCUCGAAUAGGCAUACCAAGCCUUGUGAAGCGGCGGUAGCUGGUAAACGGAGAGUGUGUCUGACAGUGAACAAGAGUGAGCGUGAAAGAGAGCGAAAAGAUGGCGGCGGCAGCAGCGGCUCAAAUCCCUCAGCAACCUGCGGGGGUAGCAGCUACAGGAGGCUCGGCGGCGGUCGGCAAGACGGGUGUGGAAUCGGUGAAGGGGCAGGUGUUCGACGUGGGGCCCCGCUACACGGACCUGCAAUACAUCGGGGAGGGGGCCUACGGCAUGGUGUGCUCUGCCUAUGACCAUGUCAACAAGAUCAGGGUUGCUAUCAAGAAGAUCAGUCCCUUUGAACACCAGACAUACUGCCAGCGUACAUUACGAGAAAUUAAAAUUCUGCUGCGUUUCAAACAUGAAAACAUUAUUGGUAUUAAUGAUAUCUUGCGUGCCUCUACCAUUGAAUAUAUGAGAGAUGUCUAUAUUGUGCAGGACCUCAUGGAAACUGACCUGUACAAACUGUUAAAGACUCAACAGCUGAGCAAUGAUCACAUUUGCUACUUCCUCUACCAGAUCCUGCGAGGCCUAAAGUAUAUCCAUUCUGCCAAUGUGCUGCACCGGGACCUGAAACCAUCCAAUUUACUCAUUAACACCACGUGUGAUCUCAAGAUCUGUGACUUUGGCUUGGCACGUAUCGCAGACCCAGAGCAUGAUCACACUGGCUUUUUAACAGAAUAUGUUGCUACUCGAUGGUACAGAGCCCCAGAAAUCAUGCUGAACUCUAAGGGCUAUACAAAAUCGAUUGACAUCUGGUCUGUAGGAUGCAUUCUGGCAGAGAUGCUUUCCAAUCGUCCAAUCUUCCCUGGCAAGCAUUAUUUGGAUCAGUUGAACCAUAUACUGGGCAUUCUCGGGUCACCAUCACAAGAUGAUCUUAACUGUAUUAUUAACAUGAAGGCUAGGAACUACCUGCAGUCCCUUCCACAGAAAACAAAGGUUCCCUGGAACAGGCUGUUCCCCAAAGCUGAUGCUAAAGCACUGGACCUCUUAGAUAAGAUGCUGACUUUUAAUCCCAACAAGCGGAUUACUGUAGAGGAAGCUUUGGCACACCCCUACCUCGAGCAGUACUAUGACCCCAGUGAUGAGCCCGUGGCAGAGGAACCCUUCACAUUUGAUAUGGAACUGGAUGACCUUCCAAAGGAGAAACUGAAAGAGCUGAUAUUUGAGGAGACUGCACGAUUCCAGCCUGGAUAUCAGGGCCCUUGACUUUAUGCAGCAUUUUAUUGGGCCCAGUCCUGAUUGUGAAGUGUCCCUGAAGCUUUGAUUCUGGAUAUGUCUGCCAACUUUCUCUUGAAAAGAACAGUUAAGCCAAUCUUCUGCUUGCCGGACAACAACAAAUUUCAGAUACUGAAAAAAAAAAACACGCAAAGCUGAAAUAAAGGAAAAAUCGCUCUUCCCGGGCACGGAAAAACAAAGUGAAUGUGUCGGAGUGUGGAGACGAGGAUUAUCCUCCUGUGAACAGCUCGGUAUCAUUGUAACAAAAUCUUCUGAUCAUCCCAAGUCCCUCCCUUACCAUUCAUCUGUCCAGUCUCUGCUAUCCAUAUAAUGUGACUUCAUGCUCUCUUACUCCGUGGCCGAAAAUUUACUUCUACACACCACCCUCAGAAAUAUGUAAUAAAUGCAAAAUAAAAGGCCAGUUCUUUCUCUUUUAAUUUUUGUUUUAUAUUUUUGGCACUUUGGUUUAAACAAGAGGAAUAAAAGGGGAAAUGGAAAGAAAAAGUGCAGAUUUGUUUCACCAAGACUUUUGUUAUAUUUUAUUUGUGUUAACUUUGGGGUGCAGGGUUCUAUCAGAAAUUUUGGUCUGUGAUUUUUAGCCUUCCCUCCUGUGGUGCACCGUGAUCCUACAGUGUUGUUCUGUCUUUGUAUUUUUGCAGAGAGGGAGGGAAGCAAGUUCAGUGAUGGCUGUAUGUGUAAUGCCUGUGUAUUGAAUUUUUGGCUUUAAGUAUAAGGCUACUGUAUCUGUGAUUCACUUUAUUUUAAGACUGAGUAGGAAAGUGAUGAGACUUUUUUUAAUAUGAACUUACAGCAGAACGUACUCUAGAGAUUAUUUCACACACACCCCUUUGUUUUGGUUUACCACAGAGAAAGAAAAGUGGAAACAUUAGCUUUGUUCUGCCGCAGUCACAGACCUUUAUCUCCAUAUUUGUCUUUUUUUUUUUUCCAGUACUGGGUGGGUCAUUUUGUUAUGGUUGUUACUGCUUUUGCUUAAUAAGCUAUCUGCUGAAUCUUGUGCUUUUUUUUUUUUUCCCCCAGAGAGAGGCGAACACAUGGAAUAACUGCUCGGACAGCCUUUUUCUUUGAAGUAGUCUGGCUCCUUUGGAGCUGUACUGACUGAACUAGGAAACAGCUAUGCUGUUACCUCUCCUUUUUUCUUGUUAAGUUCUUCUCCAGAGAACGCAGGUUGUGGCUCUUUACACAAGGAAAGAUGGUGGUAAAGGAACACUUUACCAAGCUUUAAAAUAAAUUAGAUUCAAAAAUAUGUUCUUGUUGAAUCUGGGCAGUUUAAUUUCUUCCCGCACUGUAUCUGAACAGCAGUACUUUUAAUACUGCAAAGAUUUGUAAUAAAGUAAAAGUCUUUCUUUUUAAAAUACUGUAGGCAGUAUGUUUUCAGUGUGCUGCUUGUCCAUGUGAAGAUAAUUUGCAUGUACUAUUGAGCACUAGCUUGUCAGUAAACAUACUUGAUUCGAUUAUCUUGGGUAUGCAGGUGGUCAUGCCUCUUAUAACAUGCUGCUAAGAAUUUAAACCAUGCAUUUUAAUUGUGCAAGAUAGACAAGCUGCUGGAAAGCAUCUUGGAUUGGUAGGAGACCUAGCUGUCAUCUAUGAAAUCAUUGGUGCAAAUGGCAAUAGUGUGUGCCUUUGAGCCUCUCACAACCUCCCAUUGUGUUUUCAUUACAGAUGGAAAAUAGUCCCUGUGAUUACAGUUUUUUGUGUCCCUGCCUGAGUUUCCUUUAAUGUGGAAAUUGCUGAGAGAAUUUUGUGGAGAGGAAUGGAAGCAUGUUUCGUGGCUUAGUUAAAAGUAUUAUAGCACUUUAUUUCUAAUCGUGAAGCCUUGGACUAAUAAGGAGCUACAUUAGUUAAGCAUGGUUUAUUCUUUAGCUGAUGGAAGUGAGACUUAAGGAUGGUUCCACUGUUAAGCUUUCAUUAUAUGGCUGUGAAUGUACUUUGUGUAGUCUUGUGCAGUUGCGCAACACCCAGGUGUGUGGCCAAAUCAUUCAUUCUUUGAACAUGGUCACUACAUUUGGGGCAUUGCCCUUGCCCUUGAGGUGCUGAGAUCUCUUAGUAAUGGGUGUGGGGGGCCUGCCGCCCCCAUCACAUUGAGGAAUGUAUUUAAUUGACUUUAUUUGAAAACUGUAUCAGACUUUUUUUUUUUUAUCUUUGACAUUGUUUUUGAUGAACUGGCUUUUAGUCAUUUCCUUGGAAGCUUGGUUCAAAAGUAGCAUUUCAUUGUGCUUCUCUAGCCCAUACCUAAGAAAUUCCAUUCUUUUUACUUUUUUUUCUAAUACCCUUGUCCUUAGAUUUUGGAAACUAUCUAACCAGUAUAUUAAUCUUUUCACUGGAUUUUCAUAACUGAAGGACUGAUACAAAAAAUGCUAGAAUUCAGCUGGCUAUGACAGAGCUGUUGCUGCGUGUGGCUUCUUUGGGCCAAACCAGUGAGUGUGCAUAAAAUCACAAGUGAGAAUAUGCCCAGUUUCUGAAACUUUACCCAGCUUCUUGUGUGUUUACAGGAUAGUAAUAAGAUGGUCUGUCUGCUAUCAGAUGCAAGGAAAGCUGUCUGUAGCUGUAGACUAGAAUCUCAUUAUAGAAGUACUUGGUCAUUAACAAACAUGAUGAUUUAGGGGUCAUUUUUUCAGCAUUUCAUGUGUAAGCACUGUGUAGUUAUGGAAUUUCAUUGUUCAGCUCAAACUUGUAGCUUAAUAAAAUGAGUCAGUUUUUAGUAAGUUUUCUUCAUGCCUUAUGAUUUUUUUGCAGCUUGGAAUACAUUUUUUUAUCAGGGUUGUGAGUGGACGUUGCUGGUAUUGGCUGCCAUGUUUUAAAAGUUAAUGACUAUCAGGACAUCUGCCUGAGAAUUAUAUUAUGAACUUUAACGUGAUGCCUGUGUGACACUGAGCAGUGCAGUUAACCAAGCACUGCUCCUGGGCUUUGUCUGAGAAAGAUCUAUGGAGAUCAGUGCUGUACCCUGGAAACAAAUGCAAAUAAAUUGCUGCUAAAGUGCUGGUUUGGCUGCUUGAGUAAGUAAAACAGCUGUGUAUGUACAAAUUCGCUCCCACUCAGUACUGUUGAUUUGUCUUACCUUGACCCGUUUGCCUCUGAGGGCAUCUGAUCAGCUUUCCCACAUCGAAGCUGUAGCAGUUGUCGUGUCUGUGUUUGAAGGACCUUUUCUUGCUAAUACAAGCCUCUGAGGAGUGCAUGCCCAUUUUGUAAAGAUACUGAAAAUAUUUAACUAGUGGUCAUGGUCAGACAUUUCAAAACAUCCCUUGUAAGUCUACAUGUUGCAUAUGUAUAACUGGGCAAUGUGCUGCAUGUCACCACCCACCUGCACAUUUGUGAGUUUGAAGGCCAAGAACAUUGCUGCUGCAGUGGUUCCCCAAAAGCAGACCAUCUCCUACAUGUCCUUUACAGUUAACCACCAUGAGGGUUGUUGUAUACCAGGAGUUUACUGACUUCUUUAGUUUGAGAACCAGGUUCAUGGCCUUGGAUUUUGAUCUUGAUCUGUUCGUGCCAAGGGUGAACUGGCCUUGUGUGCCCUUGCCUGUAUAAGUAGAAACUGAACAAAAUCAUGCGUCCUUCCACAUUUUACCACCACAGACAAUUGCUGAGGAUGAUUUUAUAGAAGACUUUUAAUUGGUAUACCGCUUUCUGCAAAUUGUACCCAAACGUUUUCACAUUAUGUGAGUAUGUAGUGAUUUUUGCCACACUUUGUACCCUUUGCAUUGCAAGUAUUACAUGCAAGCAGUUUUUGAGAUGCUUGCUUUCAUGUAAUGUAGUUUUUUAGCCCAUUUUUCUUGCUUGUUAACUUCUACUUGUAGCACUUGAUAUCAGUUUGUGCCUAUUCCUCUCCAUUUGGUUAUCUUAUUAAAUAAGGUGCCCAUUCUUCAGAGGUAAAUGACCUUUCAGUAGCCAAAAUCAGUGUAUGGUCGUGCUGGGGUUGGGGAGAGCCUGGCAGCCAUCACAUUAGGUCUUUAUCUUUCUCUAGAUUAUGGUACUGUUGAGCAUCUGCUGUGCCCAUGUGUACUAUUGUUUGCACUAUGACACUGGUCAUAAUCACUUUUUUGUACUGGCCACUGCAGGUGUACUGCCAGGUGCCCUUAAACUCACCCCUCUGAGAAGAAGAGCUAGCUUUUGACAUCUCUGUCCUUAUACCCCUCCCCUGAUUUAGCUUUUUUUCAUUAUUGUUCCAUUAGUUGAUAUUUUUACAAGUAGCUGCUCUUCUUGCAUCAUCAGAGUGCUAACAGUUUGCUGCUUUCUAUAAGCCAUGGUCCGUGCUUGCAUGACCAGCAGGGCCCAAACUAGCUUUACGCAUACCAAGUGCUGCCUUAUUUGUCCUCUACUUUGGUCCCGCUGCACUUGUGUAAAGAUCACUGCACAGCCUGUGCUGUCUGCUGUACGUAGCUUCCUUUAGGGCAAGGCACAACUCUGUCAAGUACAUGAGGAGUUCUUGUACCUUGAAGAAGGAAGUCUUGAUUUACUACAGCUCAGAAUUUGUGUUAGAUUGAAGUGCCAUGCUACCCAAAGGGGAAAAAAGGACAGCAUUUUUGUUUGAAAUUGUGAUGCUGGAAGAAAUUCAUGUGUAAAGCAGGAGGUCACUGGGUUCCCAUUUAAACAGUGACACUCUUCCAAAAAGUGACAGUUUGUUAAUGUCAUUUUAAAGCUGAGGGGUAUCUUCUAUGUAGUAGAUACAGUGUUGGUAAAGAAAAAUGGCUUUAAGUUAACUGCUGGAUAAAUGCCAGGCUUUAUUACAACUUGAUAAUUUAUUUUAGGUUGACGUUUGAGUCUGUUUACCAAUGCAUGCCUUGCUCCCCAACUACUCUUGUAUUUCCAUGCAGUUAUACCCUUGUGCAGGUUGUUAGUUUAUCAAAACUUCAGGCAUCACUAAACAUUCAACUUAAGUUGUGUGGGCAUGUUCUUGCAUAUACUUCUCACACCCCAGCUGUGAAAUAUACAUGAUUUAAGCUCAAGUAGUGCUUAAAGUGCCACGUUGGCUUGUCAGACUAUUUCUUUUCAUCUCUUGUUGCACAAGUACUGUAUACAGGACUCUCCUGACAUGUACAUAUAUGUUAAGUCAGUCAGUAGCCAUCCUUGUUAAGCAUGCCACAGUGUGUGAAAAAAAUGCCCCCAUUGUAUUCUGAAUUUCUAGUAGUUUGCUAUGAUUAGGCUCCCCCUUUUUAUUUGAUGGGAAAGUUUCUGACACCGGUAACUAUUCGGUGAAAUCUGGAUGAUAGGUAUUUUCUGAGAUGGGCAGACAUGAUUUGUGACUGUUCAGUGAAGUUUGGCUGUGUCAUCACAUUCUCUGUAUGUGCCAAGUACUGUCAAAGUAUAUCAGAUAGUGACUUUUCUCAAGAGUCUGUGCCCCUUAUUUUAGAAGUGAUAUAAGCAUAGCAUUUUGCCAGUCAUUUCUGCCACUUCACAUUUGUUUAAAUGCUGUUGUGUACUUCAAGGUACUGUGAGUGCUAGCCUUCCCCUGGAUGUUACUGACAGCAUUGUGUGUUGUGUAAAUCCUAAACAAUCUGUUUCUUGCUAUCAGUAAUUAUAUUUGCCCCUGAGUUGCAGUGUACAUGACAGUAUUCUAUGCUGCUUGCCUCAUUUCUGGAUGAGAAAGGAUGUGAACAAUUCACAAUGUAAUCUUCAUAAAGUUUUUAUGAAUAACAAAUCUUAUUUAAUCUUGGUAAAAUGAGUAUGAUUAACAUAUCUGGAAAAUGCAUGUGGUGUACACCUCAUUCAGUGAAGUUUACCAGUCUGGUUAAACCUUGGGGGUAGGGGGCAGUACAUUUAGUAUCAUGUAAGAGGAUAUUUUCUGGCAUUUAAAAAUUGCCUCUCUGAACUAGCAUUAUGGUGUUACUUACUUUUAUUAAAUCUAAACUUGUGUCUUUAAACUCCAUUUUCUUUUGGUAUCUUUUUAAAGCUUGGCAGCUUUUUGCAUAUGAAUGCUUAGCAUUGCUCCCCCCCCCCCCACUGCCCUUUGGUACCUUGCUGAAUUUCAUGACACCUUGGAGGUAGUUAUGAUUAGCUCUUCUGAAAAGUUUUCAUUAUACAGCGCAUGCCAUGUUCACAUCUGGCACUGGAAACUGCACUACUUAGUAAAGGAACAACAGUGGUUCAUCAACACUGGCACCUUGUCAACAGAUAGUAAUUCCAUCCCUGAGUCUAAUAACAUAAUUCUAGUCCUGUGGAGGUGGGAGGCAUCUUGAGCCAUUUAAGUAGAAAAAGCCACAUUUGCCUAGUUCUUUCAGUUUUGUUUUUCUUUUGAUUGUGCUACUGGAAAUAAAUGUUUCCACCCCCUCCCAAAAAAAAAAAAAAAAAAACGCAAUUUCCAGUGCAUUGUUCCUUCCAUCCUUUCUCAUAGUGAGUGGAAAAAGUCUCAAGACUUUUCAGCGGUAUGCAGCUUUUUUAAUGCUCAUUUUAUAAAGAUAAAUACAUGUUCUGCGGAACUGCUGAAACAUUUCUAAAAUGCUGCUUAUGGGAUGUUUCCCUCUUGUGAUCAGCAAGACUUUUUUUUCAUUGUUGAGUAAAGAUUAAAUGCUUCUUUGUCUAUACAUAUCUAUGUAUUUAAUAAAAAGAUUUACUUCUGUUCUGUAAUGUUUAUGGUAAUCAAGACGGUUGUGGGGAUUUAAUGAAAUAUAUAUAAAUAUAUAUAUAUAUAUAUCCUAAAUGUUUGUCUGUUUUUAAAACAAAUGAAAAGGGAUCCUUUUACUAAGGUAUAUGUAAAUAGAUGCCCGAAACAAAUGGUUAUAUACCUUAUUGCCACAGUAUGCGAGAAGCACUCCUUCUACUUCAUAAUUUCUCAUCUUUUGACCUCUCAUUGUUAGGUGCAUGUCUAGUAAGCCUUACCCAUUUUGGCUGCACUAAUCACAUCAUACUUGACUGUGCCCUAUUUCACCCCUUCCUGAGAUGCACAGUAUGCAUCAUUUGAGUGACUUUGGGAGUGUGUGUUACAGUAGCUGCAUGCUCUGCUGGUCAGCACUGUCACUGUUGAAUAGAUUAAAAAAAGUAAGUGACACUUCCAGCAGAAGGGUUAGCAUGUCUAACCUUUUUGCAUUUGUACAUUCAUUCUUUAUGAAUACAUAAAGAGCGUGUGGAAACUACUAGCAACAUAUCUGUAUGUACUUUGUGAAAAUGUGAGAUAAUGUGAAUGAGGCUAAAGCUGAUUGCCCUAGACUUUUCUGACAAAAUGUCAUUGCCCUACUUGAGGCAUUCUGAGAUGACAUUGAAUCUUGUACCAUUUUUGACCAUAGGUUUUAAUUAUACAAGUAAGGUUAAGAAAGUUAAUAUUAUGGGGGGGGGGGUAAUCUGGAAUUAGUUUUGUUUUCUUGACACUUGCUUCCUUCGCUGUGCUAGAUCUGUGACAUUUCCUUCCUGUUGUAGAGUUCACACUUCAGUUUUUAAUUUCUGCAUUCUGUGACUAGUAGAUGGUGGUGGUAGGAUAAAAGAAACCUUUCUGCCUGCAGCAAGAACUGUAAUAACGUUUUAAAAAAGGGAGCCCAUUAUGCACUUUUUUUUGCACUUGUAAAAAUAGAUUGUGAAACUUUCUUUUCCUAACCCAUGGUUACGGUGUGUGUUUCUUGUUGUUUAAGAAGAGUCAUGAGUUGUCAUUAAUAACAGGGUGUUAUCCACAGCUUCGCCAUUGCCUUAGCACCAAAUCAUCAGGGCUUAGGCCAUCCAUUCACACCGUCGCACACAAACCUUUCUGCUGAGUUAUUACCCAUCCCAUCAUCUCCAAAUGUGAACCAGCAGGAGGGGCUGUACUGCAUCUCUUUGCAAGACUCGUUACAUAGUCAGUGGAGCGCGUGCGCACACCCUUUGACAGUAGAAUACAUAUGAAUCCCUGAGAAGCACAUCUUGGUAUGGACUUGCCAAAUGUUCAUGGUUAACUCUUAAACGGUUACUUUUAGACAGCAGGAGCCCCCACCCCCCCACCAUACACGCACCUUAGUAAUGAACCAUCUGAAUAAUCUCACACAUGCACAUAAUUUAUGUAAAAUUAAUUUGUGAAAGGGCACUAUAGAGAAAUGGUUUUGCUGUUGUCACUUAAACAUUAAAGCACUCUUGUAUCUUGAUAAGUGCUAUGGUAAGCUCUCCAGCCUUCCAUAAGAAAGGUUUUUUUUUGUGGCUCCCACUGCCUUGUCUCAUCAGUGGCCAUUACGUUAAUUCAUUCCAACAUCACCAUGGCAAGGGUCAACCAAGAGAACCAUCAUUCAGACAGCCAUCAGGGGUGGUUUGAGAUUUUUUUCUAUCCCCAUAUACCAUCUUUGCAAACUGCUGUGAAGGAAAGUACAGUGGUUUGGCCACAAAGGACAUCCUCUUAUCUCAUCAAGGAGUUUUCCCUUCAAGAAGCCCUGUUCCUUCCCAUAAAGCACAGGAAGUGGUUUCUCUAUUAUCCACCAGGGAAGUCUCAUGUACCCAUUGUGCCUUCAAAUACAUGCUACCCUCACCACCGUACUCCACCCCAGGAGUGGCUUGCAGUCCACAUCCCAUUAUUGGUCCACCUCCCUACUUGGCUCCUACAGUGUUGUGGACACUAGUUGAACUCCGGUCACCUGGGUUAGAGUAAUAUUGCCACUCUUCUGUGCCACAGAGACUGGUUGCAAGAAAGUUGUUCUGAUCAGUUUCCCUUUUAAGGUUGCCCUCUAGUAGGUUAUCAACAUUAACACCUGCUCAUUUAUUUCAUCAACUGCUGGCUGCCCCAUAUAGCCUUGCAUUGUAUUCAUUAUUAAUCCAUCACAUGUGUAUAUUGCCAGAAAGACUGUGUGUUAAGUCAGGAAAGAAGCUUUGCCUUUGCUGAGGGGUAAGAAGCAUUUGCUUUCAACAAGUAUUGAUGUAGGAUUAAGUGCUGUAUAUUGGGCCAUUUCAGGUAGUUCAGUUCCUGUGAAGUUGGUAUAAUUUCUCUCUAAAGUAAGUAGUAUUGAAUUGGUUUUAUAUCGUCCAUGUUUUUCCUUUAUGCAAACCAAGGUAUGAAACUGUAAAAGUUUGCUGCUCUGCCUUUUCUGAAGCUGCUGGAAUGUAUGUGAUGUGUUUAGUGUUGGAAGUGCUCAUACAUGGUUGGCUGGUGUCUAGAAAGGAUUGUACCUGUUCCUCUGCUCUGACAUACUGAGCCUGCUGAAUUGUACAUCUGGGCCUGGAAACCCAUGGUAAUCGGAGUAGAAAGUUGUGAUAUGAACAGGUUGGUUUUUCACACCAAGUCUGAGGUGCAUCCUCCCGUAAAGUGGUAUAAAAGAAGCGCAUCAUUUUAUUUCAUUGUAAAUGGAAACUCUGUUCUCAGUACAGUUCUUGGUUGGAGGAGAAGCAUGGAUGUAGGUGAUGUACUGUAAAAAAAACUACUGUCUUGGUAGUCAUGAGUCAGGAGUGUUCUUGGAGCCUGUUCUAACUUGGUAAAGUAGCAGCCUGUAAUGUAUUUUAUUAGAAGAAGCCAAGUUUGAUUGUGAAAAGUACAUGCAGCAGUCUUGUCAGAAGUAUUUUAAUGGGUUUUCUAUUUCAAUUAUACAAGUAUGGUAACAAAAUUUGCUUUAAAAGCUGUUUAGGAAUGGCUUUUUAAGUCCUGUAUGCCUGUAUGUAGGGGCGGUAAACCUAAAUUAACUAAUUUUCCCCCGAAAAGGAAGACUGUACUGGAAACACUGUAGACCAACAAGUAUGACUGUUUUAAUUAUAAUCUGAGACUUCAUAUAGCCACCACCUCCCACAGUAGCUUGGCAUGCAUUCAUUUCUUUUCUUAAGUCAGCAACAGCAGCAAAAAAUAUAUAUGUAUAAAAAUAAAGCCAAAACUGAUUUUUGUUUUGUUACUUGGUUUGUAGAAUGGAUUUUUUAUUCUUUAAAAUGUUACUUUGAAAAAGGUUUUGAAGUGUAAUGUGUUUCAAGGUAUACUUUUAAAACAACAAAACUGUUUUUAAGUUGUAACUGUACAGUCUAAUAAACCAUUCCUGAUAACAUUG